CUCAGAUAGACAACCCUACCUGUGGGGCCUGAUCGCAGCCAUGAGGUUUCGUGCCAGGAUCCUGGACACCGCCUGCCUGAACCACUUCACGCGAGUUGGUAGCAUGAUAGCCAAGCUGGCCAAAAUCUGUACACUCCGCAUUAGCCCCGACAAACUGAACUUCAUCCUCUCAGACAAGCUGGCCAGUGGUGGAGUGAGCAUGUGGUGUGAGCUGGAGCAGGAGAACUUUUUCAGUGAAUUUCAAAUGGAAGGGGUCUCUGCAGAAAACAAUGAGAUUUAUUUAGAACUCACAUCGGAAAACUUAUCUCGAGCCUUGAAAACUGCCCAGAAUGCCAAAGCCUUGAAAAUCAAACUGACUAAUAAGCACUUUCCCUGCCUAACCAUCUCUGUGGAGCUGCAGUUAUCUAUGUCAAACAGUAGUCGCACUGUGACACAUGACAUCCCCGUAAAGAUUAUUCCUAGAAAAUUGUGGAAGGACCUUCAAGAACCCUCGAUCCCAGACUCUGAUGUUAGUAUUUAUUUACCAGUCUUGAAGACUAUGAAGAGUGUUGUGGAAAAAAUGAAAAACAUCAGCAAUCACCUUAUUAUUGAAGCAAACCUAAAUGGAGAGUUGAACUUGAAGAUAGAAACUGAGCUAGUGUGUGUUACCACUCAUUUUAAGGAUCUUGGAAACCCUCCAGAAGCCUCUGCAAACGCCUCUCAAGACAGACACCCGGAGGAGAUGACUGAGGUGCAUGUAGACAUCAAGAAGCUCCUCCAGUUUCUUGCAGGACAGCAAGUGAAUCCUACAAAGGCCUUAUGCAACAUUGUGGCUAACAGGCUUGUUCAUUUCGACUUGCUCCAUGAAGACGUGUCCCUGCAGUACUUCAUCCCAGCCUUGUCCUGACAUCGUGUCUCC
Castor canadensis (American beaver) is the source of this 898-nucleotide messenger RNA. RefSeq names its product HUS1 checkpoint clamp component (gene Hus1). Gene Ontology annotation, cellular component: checkpoint clamp complex; nucleolus; site of double-strand break. The record is from RefSeq and is a predicted model, not a curated record. Lineage: Eukaryota; Metazoa; Chordata; Mammalia; Rodentia; Castoridae. Gene Ontology annotation, biological process: meiotic DNA integrity checkpoint signaling; telomere maintenance; double-strand break repair via homologous recombination.